AUGGCUAUGUCGCGAGACUCCGCCUUAGAGCUUUCGUCCGGUCGUCGCCUACCUUCUCUUUGCUAUGUCACAUCCGUACCUACUACGUCUGUCGAAACCCAUUUGCCCUGGCAAAGGGAGUGGCUCGUCUUUGGUCGCCAGAUCAUCGAUGGUCUCCGUCGCUCUUUCCCGACCCAGAAGUUCAGUCAGGCCAGCCCUCAGCCUGACGGCGACCGUGUGAAACUGACGAUUCGAUGCUCGGAUCCGGAGCAGAUCCGGCCGCACCUUGAGCAAAAUAACGCCCAGCUACCGUACGGACCGUACAACAUACAAUUAGAUUGGGUUGGGCCAGUGGCGGAGCCACAAAGGCAGCCGUACCAGUCCCAACAGCGUGAGGAGGAGCAGCACCAGGACCAGCACCACCAGCCGUCUCUGCGGCAGAGCCAUGGGAGUCCCGAUCAAUCGUCGCCGGCUGCUCAUCGUGGCCCGCACCUCUCGCAGGUCCAUGGCAAAUCUUCUCCACAGGCUGCUUCUCAAACACCGCACCAGCAGCAUCCGCUACCUUCACGAAUUCUUGCCCGAUCUCUACCAGCCUCCCAGGAUGCUCUCCGUACCUUCGGCCAUGACGCUCUCCUUCUCAAGAUAGCGAAUGAAGUCAACCUCAUCAAGCUCCAGCACAUAGAGCACGUCGAGGGGCUUCGAACGUUAUAG
Eremomyces bilateralis CBS 781.70 is the source of this 690-nucleotide messenger RNA. RefSeq lists its product as uncharacterized. The transcript is spliced from 2 exons. Bases 1 to 690 code for a protein of 229 amino acids. The record is from RefSeq and is a predicted model, not a curated record. Lineage: Eukaryota; Fungi; Ascomycota; Dothideomycetes; Eremomycetales; Eremomycetaceae.